AAUCUGCGGAAUAAGAUACAGGAAAGGAAUCAUGUGUCCUGGUAAUAAACACGUAACAGAACCACGAAGGGGCAGGUUUGGAAAGCAUUUCGCUAAUUUAAUCAGUGUAACUGAAAGCUGCUUAUUCCGCGAACAAACGGAACGAAUCAAGCCUACGCCUGAGGUUUCUGCCCGAUUCUGAGAGCCGCUUCCGUUGCUCAGCGGAAGUGCGGGUCGCAAGAGGACGACUCUCAGAAGGAUCCGCUACGGCGGUGUGCACGACCGGAAUCAUGUCGAGUUUGGCUGUGAGAGACCCCGCAAUGGAUCGAUCCCUGCGUUCGGUGUUCGUGGGGAACAUUCCGUAUGAGGCAACUGAGGAGCAGUUAAAGGACAUUUUCUCGGAGGUUGGUUCUGUUGUCAGUUUCCGGCUGGUAUACGAUAGAGAGACGGGAAAACCCAAGGGUUAUGGCUUCUGUGAAUACCAAGAUCAGGAGACCGCGCUUAGUGCCAUGCGUAACCUUAAUGGCCGGGAGUUCAGCGGGAGAGCGCUGCGGGUGGACAAUGCUGCCAGUGAAAAGAACAAGGAGGAGUUGAAGAGCUUAGGGCCUGCAGCGCCCAUCAUUGACUCACCCUAUGGAGAUCCCAUAGAUCCUGAAGAUGCCCCUGAGUCAAUUACCAGAGCGGUCGCUAGUCUUCCUCCGGAGCAGAUGUUUGAGCUGAUGAAACAGAUGAAGCUUUGUGUCCAAAACAGUCACCAGGAAGCCCGCAACAUGUUACUUCAAAACCCACAGCUGGCUUAUGCCCUGUUGCAGGCACAAGUAGUGAUGAGAAUCAUGGAUCCAGAGAUUGCUCUGAAAAUUCUGCAUCGCAAGAUACACGUCACACCACUGAUCCCAGGCAAAUCUCAGCCUGUCUCUGGACCUGGCCCUGGGCUCUGCCCAGGACCUAACGUUCUGCUAAACCAGCAAAAUCCUCCACCUCCUCAGCCUCAGCAUUUGGCUAGAAGACCUGUGAAAGACAUUCCUCCUCUGAUGCAGACCCCUAUACAGGGUGGAAUUCCAGCGCCUGGGCCAAUGCCAGCCGCAGUUCCUGGACCUGGUCCUGGUCCCUUAACUCCUGGUGGAGCAAUGCAGCCCCAAGUUGGAAUGCCAGGAGUUGGUCCAGUGCCUUUAGAGCGGGGUCAGGUACAGAUGUCUGAUCCUAGAGCUCCUAUACCUCGUGGACCCAUGACUGCUGGUGGCCUGCCUCCUCGCGGACUUUUAGGAGAUGCGCCAAAUGAUCCACGUGGAGGAACUUUGCUUUCAGUCACUGGAGAAGUAGAGCCCAGAGGCUAUUUGGGCCCACCUCAUCAGGGUCCCCCCAUGCAUCAUGCCACUGGUCAUGAUGGUCGUGGUCCUUCUUCACAUGAGAUGCGGGGAGGGCCACUGGGAGAUCCCAGACUGCUAAUUGGGGAGCCCAGAGGACCCAUGAUUGAUCAAAGGGGUCUACCUAUGGAUGGCAGAGUUAGUCGAGAUUCUCGAGGGAUGGAGACGCGAGUCAUGGAAACUGAUGUCUUAGAGACACGAGUAAUGGAGAGAAGAGCAAUGGAGACCUGUGCAAUGGAAACCAGAGGAAUGGAAGCGAGAGGCAUGGAUGCAAGAGCAAUGGAGAUAAGGGGCCCUGGCCCCAGUUCGAGAGGCCCUAUGACUGGUGGAAUCCAAGGCCCUGGCCCCAUUAAUAUGGGGGCAGGUGGUCCACAAGGACCCAGGCAGGUCCCAAGCAUUUCAGGAGUGGGAAAUCCUGGAGCUGGCAUGCAGGGGGCUGGCAUGCAAGGAGCAGGUAUACAAGGAGCAGGCAUGCAGGGAGCGGGCAUACAAGGAGUGGGCAUGCAGGGAACGGGCAUGCAAGGGGCAGGCAAGCAAGGUGGAGGUCAGACUAGCAGUUUUAGUCCUGGGCAGAGCCAAGUAACUCCACAGGAUCAGGAAAAGGCAGCUUUGAUCAUGCAGGUUCUUCAACUGACUGCAGAUCAGAUUGCCAUGUUACCUCCUGAGCAAAGGCAGAGUAUCUUGAUUUUAAAGGAGCAAAUCCAGAAGUCCACUGGAGCUUCUUGAAAGGUUUUUGAAAGUUCUUUCUAAAGUAGUUGCAGAAAGUUUUUCUAUAACAUGGAGAAGGGGUGCAAAAAGCUGACUUUUGCAUCCCCAUGCUUUAAUGGUUAGAGGUUUCCCUCUUCCCAGAACCUAAUGUCAUUUCUUGUCAUUUUCUUUUUUCCUUUUUAUUUUUAUUGGUGGGUAAGGGGAGGGAAUGGGUCUGUUCACUUUAGUUUACUGUGUACAAAAGUAACUGAACUUGAUUAGUUUAUACUCCUAAGAUUGCAAAAAAAUACGCAGCAAUAUUAAGUCUGCAAUGUUAAACUGCAUUUUAAAAGUAUUGGUAUGACAUUGUGAAAACUGCACAAAACUAAAAUGUGACUUGCUCACAUGGUAAUGUACUAAGAUACUUAACGAUUUUUGGUUGUGUAAGAAAGAUGUUUUACCUCAAAGU
This is a messenger RNA of Talpa occidentalis (Iberian mole), 2499 nucleotides long. RefSeq names its product cleavage stimulation factor subunit 2 tau variant (gene CSTF2T). Gene Ontology annotation, molecular function: mRNA binding. Gene Ontology annotation, biological process: mRNA 3'-end processing. Gene Ontology annotation, cellular component: mRNA cleavage and polyadenylation specificity factor complex. The record is from RefSeq and is a predicted model, not a curated record. The transcript has a single exon. Bases 270 to 2069 code for a protein of 599 amino acids. Lineage: Eukaryota; Metazoa; Chordata; Mammalia; Eulipotyphla; Talpidae.